Penicillium argentinense is the source of this 1557-nucleotide messenger RNA. Its product is annotated as MFS transporter. Gene Ontology annotation, biological process: transmembrane transport. Bases 1 to 1557 code for a protein of 518 amino acids. Gene Ontology annotation, molecular function: transmembrane transporter activity. The record is from RefSeq and is a predicted model, not a curated record. The transcript is spliced from 3 exons. NCBI's taxonomy places the organism in Eukaryota, Fungi, Ascomycota, Eurotiomycetes, Eurotiales, Aspergillaceae.
AUGGCGCUAGGUUGGUCGUUGCGCGCCACCCCUUUGAUUUCCCUCGACUUAUCAGAAAUUCACAGCUGUCCUCUAAGCAAUAAGACCCCAUCUGAUGUUGAAAAAGGGGGCUUCACGCAAACAGUGGCCGAGGAUGACUCACUGAUCAUGGUGGGCUGGGACGGCCCAAAUGAUCCUUUAAAUCCUGCCAAUGCGAGCGUCGGACGGAAACUCUUCAUGACCUUUCUAGUUUCUUUGAUUGCAAUCUCUGUGACAGCAGCUUCUGCAAUUGACGCUAGUGGUGUGCUCCAGUACAGUGAGUACUUUAAUGUAUCCGAAGUGGCUGGCUCUCUGGCGACCGGACUUUUCCUGGUUGGCUUUGGCGCUGGUUCUCUUCUUUCGGGUCCAUUCUCCGAGACCUUUGGCAGAAAUGUAGUGUACCUGAUCACUAUGCUUCUGUUCUUGAUUUUCAUCAUGGCCUCCGCGCUUGCUCCAACCCUCCACAGCCACCUUAUUUUCCGCUUUUUUGCUGGAUUCUUUGGCUCAACCCCGCUCAGCUGCGCUGGAGGAACGGUGGCCGACCUCUGGGACCCAGCACAGAAAGCAUAUGCUUUCCCAGCCUACGCAAUUCCAGCAUUUGCAGGACCAAUGAUCGGUCAAAUUAUUGGCAGCUACAUCCCAACAACUCUCGGAUGGCGCUGGCUAGAAUGGAUCAUGCUCAUCAUGGGAGGGGCUAUCCUAAUGGUUGUUAUUCUGCUCCAGCCCGAGACAUACGGAAAUCUUCUUCUGCACUGGAAAGCGAAGAUUCUGCGACAGGAAACCGGCAAUCAGAGAUACCGAGCGCCAAUGGAGAUGAAGCGUGAGAGCCUAGGACGCAGACUUUUGAUUUCUAUCUACCGGCCAUUCCUCUUGUUUUACUCUGAGUUGAUUCUGAUCUUGAUGUCGCUGUAUCUGACAGUGGUUUAUAUUGUCCUCUUCACCUUUCUUGAGGGUUAUACAUUCAUUUUCACGGAUACAUACGGAGUGUCACAAGGGAUUACCAGUGUUACCUGGGCAGGCAUGCUGUGUGGUAUCCUUCUAGUGAGUUGUAUAGUCCCGGUCGUAUACUCCUGGACGGCAAAGGAGUACCAAAAGACUUCUGUCAUUGCGCCUGAGACACGGCUUUGGUACGCUAUGCUUGGAGGCGCUCCAGCAGUACCAAUUAGUCUCUUCUGGAUGGGAUGGACUUGUAAUCCAAUCAUUUCGAUAUGGUCCCCUCUCAUUGCUUCGGCCCUUUUUGGAUAUGGCAUCACUACCAUUUUCAUCGUCGCGUAUAUGUACAUCAUAGACUCUUAUGGGGUGUACUCUGCAUCCGCGUUAGGCUUUCUUGUGUUCACCAGAUACGUUGUGGCAGGAGGCGUUACAGUGGCGGGUACCCCAAUCUACCGCGCGAUUGGCGUCCAGUACACAUUGACGAUUUUGGGUUCGACCAGCGGGCUGAUGGCUUUCAUCCCGUACCUGCUCUUUUUCUACGGGCCCCAGAUCCGAAAAUACAGCAAGUAUGCUGUCAAUACCGACAAGAAGAAUGAUCCCUGUUAA